Messenger RNA from Vicia faba (fava bean), 825 nucleotides. The record is from the annotation of a GenBank genome assembly. NCBI's taxonomy places the organism in Eukaryota, Viridiplantae, Streptophyta, Magnoliopsida, Fabales, Fabaceae.
AUGCAUUCUGGUUUCAGUAAUUCUCUGCUACCCCGAAAUCGCAUUAUUCUUAAAAAGAUUCUAAAUGACAACUAUGCAUCUUAUUAUGACCGACAUACAAGCUUGCAUGAUUCAGAUUAUGAAAAUUUCAUGUCUCAAGAAAUUGAAUCUGGUCUGUGCCAAGUGCUUCCGGAAAACCAUAAUUCCUCGUUAAGAUGGUCAGUUAUAAGACGCCAUCUUGUUGGUGAAGGUUCUCACCGCCGCGUGUCUACAUUAAUCAAAUUACAAACCCAACAACUUUUAAGUUGCUCAUGUGAAUUAAUACUUAUUGAAAGACUUCCUUCUGGAGUUUUUGCCGAUCCGUUUGAAUUACAAAGUCUUGCUCAACGCGGUGUGUACGAUGAUAUAGCUGUCUUUGGUGACACAAAUCUCGAGUUGCCUUCGUUCUUGUCCAAUCGUUCUGCCGUUGAAAUCCACCUACAAGUUGAUCUAAAUACAUUGCUACAGCCAACUGAUAUCAGCAUAGAGCUUCCUUUGCACGCACGAUAUCAACCUCUGAAUGAAAGUGGCUAUUCAAUAGUCGAAUUUAGUGCACCGGAUACGUUACUGCGCUGCCGCAUGAAGGAAGAACUGGAAAAUAGCAAUUGCUUGUUCAAAUUGAUAAAUGAUGAUGCCAAUCUGUAUGAUGCUGCUCUUGUUUGGAGAAUACCAUCUGGAAAAAUGGCGCACUCUCAUCUUGUCUCCAUUGUUACAUUUCUUACAGCCUUCUUAUCAACUCUUGUAGUUAUGGUAACAUCGUUGCAUUAUUUUAAUAGUAGAGUUAGUAAAGAUUUGAAACAGUCGUAA